CCCACAUUCACAUUUUGCCCGAUGCCCUGACAUCUCACAGAACAACAGGAUGUGGACGUUUUUGCUGCUUGGCAAGGAGUCUGGAGCUUGUCUCUGCUCAGUCAUUUAUUGUGGACCCUUACAUAUAGAUACUACUCUCUGCUCUCUCAUAUUCUGCCUGUAACUGUCCCUACCAGUCCAUUCUAAUUGCUUUAUUCCCUCUUAAUUAGAGUGUUUCCCUUUUUAAACCAAGGCUUAAACUCUGUAUUUCUGACUCCUUUUUGGUUAUCUUUGUCAUCUAAAUGGACCAGGGACAGGGACAUAUGUGCUUCCUCCCAAAAUAUGAUGGAGACACAAUAAGAACUGACUGGGGAUGGAUAUGAAUCGAAUCUGUCUUCUAAUAAUUCUUAUGUUGAGCCCCGAAAUGAGUCCAAUGAAAAUUUGUGAUCUUCGCCUCAUAAAGCUAUAUGUGAAUCGGGUCCGGGUUCUGGAGAGAAAAUCGGCACAAUGCACAGACCGGCCACCACUUUUGGUUCCAAUCAUUGUUCCAAAUGUUGAGGUCAGACUUGCAGACUGGCAAAACAUGACGGAAUUACAGCAAGGGACUGAAAUUCUCUUACAUCUAAAGCUGCUGUUGAAUGCAACAGAAAAUGUGAAAACCCCAGAGUGUUUAUCUCAACAGCUAAUAAAAAUUACUCACAAUAUCAAAGAAACUUAUGGCCUCAUUAAUAAGGCCCUAGAGCGUGUAAGCAUUAAUUCUAUCCCAGUGGAAUUAUCUGUCGUCCCAUCAGACAGUCGGCAUAUCAGUACCUCAGACAGCACAGAGAUUUUUAACAAAUUCCUUAAACUUCUUCUUGGGAAAAUGUCUCUUUUUCUUCAUCGUCUGAGAGAAAGCCCCUGCAGGUGACGCUCUUGGACUGACCACACGAACAUCACUGAAAUAUGUGGACUACACUGUACCUUGCCAGCCUAGUUCAGGUCUCCUCUGUCCUUUUAGAACUACUGAACCUGCUCAUCUACAGCAGUGCCCUAAUUCCAAAAACAUUUGCUUCCCUGGAGUAAACAAAAAAUAUGUAUAUUUGUGUAU
Molecule: messenger RNA, 1066 nt
Organism: Xenopus laevis (African clawed frog)
Lineage: Eukaryota; Metazoa; Chordata; Amphibia; Anura; Pipidae
Gene: thpo.S
Product: thrombopoietin S homeolog
Exons: 4
Coding region: 353-886 (177 amino acids)
Biological process (GO): cell population proliferation; signal transduction
Cellular component (GO): extracellular region
Molecular function (GO): cytokine activity; hormone activity
Source: RefSeq, a predicted model, not a curated record